AUGGCACCCAGAGCCUUGGUCGUUGGUGGAACAAGUGGCAUCGGCCUGGCCUUGGCCCGUCACAUCGCUGCAGCCCCUGAGGCCAUCGUCACAGUCUGCGGUCGUACCAAACCCGCUAAUCUACCCCCAAACAUCAACUUUGCACCAAUUGAAGCUACCUCGAUGCGUGCAGUCAAGCAAUGGACCGACAACUUCAAACAGACGCUCGCGGGGAAUCAAAUCAACAUGCUCAUCAUGUCGCAAGGAACUUCCAACUUUACCGGCCGCGACGAGACCAACGAGGGAAUCGACCGCAAGAUGGCGCUUCACUAUUACGGCAGACAACUGAUCGUCCGUGAACUGACCCCUGUUCUCAAACAAGACGCCAAGGUUCUUUUCAUCUUGAAUGGCAAGGAAGGCUCUCCAGCUCACAUCAACUGGGACGAUCUGGACCUCAAAAGGAGCUACUCUAUGAGCACGGCUGCCCAACAGUCUGCGACUAUGCUCGACAUUAUGGUCCAACACUACGCCGCGGUGCAGAAUGGCAGUGACAAUCGGCAUUACGCACAUGUGUAUCCUGGCGGAGUGCUGACUGGUCUUACGAGAGCCUGGCCGUGGUACAUGAGAGCGGCUGUCGGUGUAGUUGGCCCACUAAUCGCUGUGAAGCCUGAGACGUGCGCCGAGCGUCUGUUAGGGAAUCUUGACAAGGUCACUAGUGAGAGAGAGAAGGAUGGGUAUUUCUGGAGCAACAUAAAUAGCGAUGGGAGCUUAAUUCGGGAUAAGGCCGUCUGGAGCGAGAGCCAAAGGGAAUGUCUUGCUGAGCAUACAUGGAGAACCAUCGAAAGUGCUCUAUGA
This is a messenger RNA of Fusarium proliferatum ET1, 834 nucleotides long. RefSeq lists its product as uncharacterized. The record is from RefSeq and is a predicted model, not a curated record. The transcript has a single exon. The coding region runs from base 1 to 834 and encodes 277 amino acids. Lineage: Eukaryota; Fungi; Ascomycota; Sordariomycetes; Hypocreales; Nectriaceae.